Messenger RNA from Micropterus dolomieu (smallmouth bass), 328 nucleotides. Its product is annotated as astrocytic phosphoprotein PEA-15. The transcript is spliced from 2 exons. The record is from RefSeq and is a predicted model, not a curated record. Gene Ontology annotation, biological process: regulation of apoptotic process; MAPK cascade. The annotation marks the transcript as partial. NCBI's taxonomy places the organism in Eukaryota, Metazoa, Chordata, Actinopteri, Centrarchiformes, Centrarchidae. Gene Ontology annotation, molecular function: protein binding.
AUGGCGGAGUACAGCUCUCUGCUCAGCGACCUGUCUGAAAACAUCACCAACGAAGACUUGGAGCAGCUCAAGUCGGCCUGCAAGGAGGACAUCCCAGAGGACCAGAGCAACAACAUCACCUCCUCCAAGGAGUGGUUCAGCUACCUGGAGAAGAAUGACAAGCUGGCCCAAGAUAAUCUGUCGUACAUCGAGCACAUCUUCGAGAUUUCACGGCGGCCGGACCUGCUGACGAGGGUGAUCGAGUACCGCACCACCGUGCUCAAGAUCUCUGAGGAUGACGAGAUCGACACCAAGCUCACACGCAUCCCCUCAGCCAAGAAAUACAAAG